UGAUACCUAUACUGCCCACCACCAGUCGCUUCUAUUAUUUCUCAUAAACGGUUGUUUCAUUUAGGAUUUAUCGAAUAUCGUUCCACUCAUGAAUGUUGACUUGAGAAUACUCUGAAGUGGCCUAUAUCAGUGUGAAGGCUAACACACAGGGAUUCUGAUGCCUUCCAGACAACAAUCUACGAUGGGGAAUUGAAGAGGCUCCUAUCAGGAAGAUCAUCUGCAGCAGUUCCCAGGCUGUGGACUGAACAGACACCAUGAAGGGUCUAUCAAGCAGCCGCAGUCACCACCAUGUGGUCACCUAUGACCCUGCUUCUUACGAUGCCCUAGGCCAUGGCCACCACCUUGAUCGCAAUCCCUACCUGAUCAAUCAAAUGGACAUGCCCAUGUCUCACCCCUCUGACCACCCCUACUAUGGCCAGGUCCAGAGCCACAUCCAGCAGAGGAACCACACUGCCUUCCCCUCAGACAGUAGUGUGGUGCCCUAUGGGACCUUCCCCAGACGACACUACAGUAGCUCACACUACGAGUUGAAGGAUCGGAUGGGGAAGGAUGAGUGUCCUGUGGUGCCCUAUGGUGUGGGUGUUGGUGUGGGUAACAUGGUCCCCAACAAGGGCGUCAACGUUCGCCUGCCAGUCAACCUGCUGGACCAGUUUGAGAGGCAGCCGUCGUUCACGCGGGAUGGGUACCACACGCUGCAGUACAAGAGGACGGCUCUGGAGCAACGCAGCGACAGCCCCGGACGCAUCCGCCACCUGGUCCACUCCGUCCAGAAACUCUUCGCCAAGUCCCACUCCCUGGAGGGUCCACAAACGCACUCCAAGCAGGGCAGCAUCAAUGGCAGCAGGAAUAGCCCCGAGAGUGAGACGCCCCCCACGCAGAAGCACCGCAAACGCAGCAAGAGCAGGGAGCGCUGCAAGUCGGCAGAGCCAAAGCAAAGGAGCUCCACCUCGGGCUACUGGAGCUCAGACGACCUCCUGGAUGACCGAGACGUCUGCCACAGCCACAGCCUGUUCCACGGCCCCACCGGAGUCAUGACCAUGGGCCGCCACCCUGACAAGUCCCAGUCACAGUACUUCAUGGAGGCCUACAACACCAUCAGCGAACACGCCAUGAAAACGUCGCGUAGCAAUAACGAUGUAGUAAAACACACCUGUGUCCCCUCCCAUAUCCCCAUAAGCAUGGACGCCCAGCUCAUGAAGAAGAGCUUGUGGUCGUCCAGUCUAACGGUGCCCCAGGAUGAGUGGAGUGGCUUCUCACCUCUGGAGGGGAAGGAGGACGAUAUCCCGUGUCGGCGCAUGCGCAGCGGCAGCUACGUGAAGGCUAUGGCAGAGGAUGAAGACAGCGGAGACUCAGAAGAAAGUCCUAAGCUGUGUCCAAAGAUCCAGGCCCAAGGUCGACGGGCCAGCUAUCUCAAAGCCACCCAGCCAUCACUGACUGAAAUGACCACCUUAAAGAUCUCCAACGAACACUCUCCGAAGCUGCAGAUCAGGAGUCACAGCUACCUGCGGGCGGUGAGUGAAGUUUCCAUCAAUAGGAGCCUGGACACCCUGGACCCCAAAGGGCUCCUGGACCCCAAAGCGCUGCUCUCCUCACCCCAAUACCGCUCGCGAAACGAGAGUUACAUGAGGGCAAUGAGCACCAUCAGCCAGGUGAGUGAGGUGGAGGUGAACGGGCAGAUAGAGCAGGUGUGUGAGCAGAUGUUCAGCGAGAUGGAGUCGCAGGCCAUGGAUGCGUUGGACCUGCCCAUGCCGAGCUGCUUCCGCAUGCGUAGCCACAGCUAUGUGAGGGCCAUGGACCAGGGCUGCUCCGAGGAUGAGGGGAUGUCCCUGCUGCCCGCCUCACCCCCCAGGACCACCACCACCACUGUCAGGACCAUCCAGAGCAGCACAGUGUCAUCAUGCAUCACAACCUAUAAGAAGACCCCUCCCCCGGUGCCGCCCCGCACCUCCAAACCCUUCAUCUCCAUCACAGCCCAGAGCAGCACCGAGUCGGCCCAGGAUGCCUACAUGGAUGGCCAUGGCCAGGGGGGCAGGGAUAGUCACCCGCAGGGAGACAUGACCAUCCAGUCAGGCCUGUCUAACUCCACAGAGAGCAUCGACAGCAUGAAGGCCCUAACGGCAGCCAUUGAGGCGGCCAACGCCCAGGUCCACGGCCCUGCUAGCCAGCAUGUUGCAAACAGCAGCAUCACCAUCACCACCACCACCUCGGCCCUGGCCCAUAUCACUGAGGACAGCAGGAAGGAGCAGGCCAGGCGGGCCAAGUGCCAGCUGUCCAUCGGCAUCCAGGUGGAUGGGCCAGAAGAGGAAGCUCUGGAGAUGGAGGACCAGUCCAAGUACCAAUCAAUUGGGGUCCAGGUGGAGGACGAGAGGGGAUACCGGCAGUUCAUCCGCUCCAACAGUGUAACGGCAGCAGUACAGGCAGACCUGGACAUGCCUGACAUAUUAGACAGCCCCCUGGACUCCCCAGAAACAGACCUGCCCUUCUCAGGCUCUGUGUCCCGCAAGUACUCCCGCGAAGCCGCCACCUCGCCAGCCUCUGCCUCCACCGUCAGCAUCCAGGGCUCGGGCAACCACUACCACGCCUGUACCUCAGAUGACUACGAUGACGUGUGCUUUGACCCAUCCAUCCUGCCCCCGCCUGACCCCUGGAUCGACAGUGUGACUGAAGAUCCCCUGGAGGUAGUCCAGAAGUCUGUGUGCCAGAGGGACGGACGCUGGUUCCUCAAGCUGCUGCAAGCCGAGACGGACCGCAUGAAGGGCUGGUGCAGACAGAUGAAGCAGGACGAACAGGAGAACGACCUGCCGGAUGACAUCUUGGGGAAAAUGAGGCUUGCCGUAGGAAGUGCUCAGCUCCUGAUGUCACAGAAGUUCCAGCAGUUCCGGGAACUUUGUGAGGAGAACCUGAACCCCAACGCCCGCCCGCGGCCCAUCUCUCAGGACCUGGCUGGUUUCUGGGACAUGCUCCAGCUGUCCAUUGAGAACAUCAGCCUGAAGUUUGAUGAGCUGCACCAGCUGAGGGCCAACAACUGGAAGCCCCUGGACCCCCCGGAGAGAAAGGAGAGACGGAUCCCCCCUCCUGUGCCAAAGAAACCCCCAAAAGGUCACCCUCCCCUGGCCCGUGAUAGGUCCCUGGAGAGCUCAGAGAAGCAGCGGCUGGAUGCGCGCAAGCGCUUGAUGGCCGCCAAACGAGCCGCGUCGGUGCGGCAGAACUCAGCCACCGAGAGUGCAGACAGCAUCGAGAUCUAUAUCCCUGAGGCCCAGACCAGGCUAUGAGCUCCGCGGCAGGCACACCUUCACCACUACCCAUACAGACAGAUUCACUUACAUCUCACACACCGCUAGAUCUCACACACAGGUAAACGCACACAUAUGCUUUUAACGGUAUGGUUCCUGUGAGCACACAGACCCACACAGAUUUUGUAAUAUAACCACACUAACUCUUUUCUCUGUAGUGGGAAGAAAAAUGCCAACAGUAUAGUUGUUUCUUUUACAUAAUCUUGUCUCUCUCACAAAUUUGAUCCUGGCCUUGUUUCCAUCUAUGUAACAUAGAUCCUCGCUUGAAGAUGACUCCUUCGUGAUCCUUCUUUUAAAAAGUGUAUCACUUUUACCCACACCUGAGUAACAUAUAUCAUGAUCUUGUGAAAUGUAUAGCAUUCUUAAUCAAUGUAGACACCUGUUGAUAUCCUAAAAGAUAGCAAAUAAGUAUGUUUGAGUAUUUGGUUUCUUUAGCUAUUUUUACUUUUACCUAAGCAUGGGCCAAACAGAAUCCCUUGCUUGAUGCCCCAUUCAACCUUCUCAAUAUUUUUUGGGGGGGAUUGUAACAUAAUUGGCAAACAAACAGGGUAUAUUAUGCUUAAGCAAUAUUCAUUUGAAAUCAGAACAAGUAAAUGUGUAAAACAACGGAACACGUUGGUUUUGAAGUCCCAUCUGUAAAGAUCAGAGAUUUUAGAUAAAGAGGAUGCCUUCGUUUCUGUAGCCAAUUCUGUUGGUUUUGUCUGCUGGUGCUGUCAAUUGUAAAGACAUAGUGAUUCUCUAGAAUAAGCAACUAUCUGUUUAAACAUUUUAAUCAUUAAUGGUACAAGGACAGCUAGAGACAAUUUUCUUUGAUACAUGUACUGAACUCAUCCUGGUGAUUUCCCUUCUGUAAAUUCAGACAGGUGUCUAAAGUAGAUUUGUAUGACAAGUGAGGAUCUUUGUGGUGAUAAGCAACCCAAUAUGAAAUACCCUAAACACUUAGAGAGGGACACUAAAAAACAUCUGGAAUGCAAGUUGUUUAAUUUCUUAACAAUGUCUUUCCAGUAGCAAGUUCAGUGGCUUAAUUGUAUUAGUAAACUGUUUCUUGGUAUGUUAGUUUAAUCCCAAAUGGACUCCUGGAAUGCCAUGUGACUGUGGUUGAGCAGGCUUAGCUCUGUUAUUUCUCAGGAAGAGAUGGAAAUUCAGUCUGUCAAAUCAGGGUCUCCUAGUGCUGGUGGUGUGUGUGCGUGUGUGUGCGUGUGCGUGUGUGCGUGUCGGUUUGUGUCCAUCAGUGUUUAGAGGUGAGUGUGUGUGUUUGAGUGUGGGUCUCUUAAAGUGCUUCCUAAUUUCCUUGUUUGAUAUGUUGGCCUUUCUUCAAUACGGUCAAGUAGCCUCAUGAACAUAAUGUACAUAGUCAAAACAACACUUGUACUUGAAAAUAGCCAUGUGUGUGUUUGUACAGAAAUUAUACAUGAGGAUGUUCCUUUAAGCAUGCAGACAAUAUUAGAAAUACAAAAUCUAUACCUAAUUUAUACUUGUAUUAGUUUAUUUAUUUAACUAUUUAUUUAUUGAUGAUUUCAUUUUUUUACUGUUUGGAUUCUGUUUUAGUGGUCUGUCAUGCUACUCUGAUCUUAUGUUGUAUUGUAUAGGGAUUAUAUGUGCAUACAUAUGAACACAGAAUAAAAUAAUUAUGAACUCUG
Oncorhynchus masou masou (cherry salmon) is the source of this 4933-nucleotide messenger RNA. Its product is annotated as disks large-associated protein 1-like. Bases 255 to 3272 code for a protein of 1005 amino acids. Gene Ontology annotation, molecular function: molecular adaptor activity. Gene Ontology annotation, cellular component: postsynaptic specialization; glutamatergic synapse. Gene Ontology annotation, biological process: signaling. Lineage: Eukaryota; Metazoa; Chordata; Actinopteri; Salmoniformes; Salmonidae. The transcript has 12 exons. The record is from RefSeq and is a predicted model, not a curated record.